CUAGUAUGUUAAUAGCAUUUUCACUACCAAAAAAAAAAAAAAAAUGGGGACUACCGUUUGUCAUCGUCAUGGUUUCAUAUUAGUUCUGUUUCUUUCCUCUAUCUCUUGUUUAGCUUCGAAAAUGGACGUUAACUAUGAUGCAAGAGGCAUCAAAAUCGAAGUUGGUCGGAAACAUAAUCUCUCUGAUUCCAUUCCUAACCCUCGUAGUGAAUUUGGGAGUUCUCUUCCUAAGUUGGGCAAUCAGAUUCCAGUUUGUCGUCACCAAAACAGGUCUAGGGCCCCUGUAUUGAUGUUUGAUUGCAAAGAGAAAGGAUAUGUUUUCACAAAGAUCAAUUUCGCCGACUAUGGCCAUGCAAGUGGUGAUUGUGGUAACUUUAGACGUGGUAAUUGCGGCGCACCCGAUACCUUGAGGCUCGUCAAAAAGAAUUGUCUUGGAAAAUGGCAGUGUAUACUUCUUUUGGGGAGAGGGGACGAGAUGUUUGGUCCGACACAUUGCAAGAGUCCUCCUUGGUUCGUUGUUGAAGCUACUUGUACAAAAACUUAGGUUUCUACUGCUUAAGUGAUUCUUUAUUUCUCUGUUUCCUCGCUGUGAUCAAAGUUUGUUCUUGAUCAAACUAGGGCUUGGCUUCUGCAAAAUUGCGGAAAAUUUUGUCGUAUAUUAAUUAUGAUUCGUUAGAUCAACUUUAUACAUUUUUGUUUCAUAUUUGUUGAUGGUAGGUUUUUGGGCUUGGGCCUAAAAACCCUAGUGAACUCCAAGAUAUUUGUGACAAUAAAUUUAAUUCUAAUGAAAUUAGAGUCACCAUGAAUAUCAUA
Arabidopsis lyrata subsp. lyrata is the source of this 813-nucleotide messenger RNA. Its product is annotated as beta-galactosidase 11. The record is from RefSeq and is a predicted model, not a curated record. The coding region runs from base 44 to 544 and encodes 166 amino acids. Gene Ontology annotation, molecular function: carbohydrate binding. NCBI's taxonomy places the organism in Eukaryota, Viridiplantae, Streptophyta, Magnoliopsida, Brassicales, Brassicaceae. The transcript is spliced from 2 exons.